CUUGGCUGCAUCUGCCUGCUCCUGAGGGGCCCGCAACGCUAGAGGUCACCCUGAGCCACGCUGCAUCAGAAUGAGCUCCACUGCAGAGGCCUCUGAUUGGUCCUCAUGACGGAACAAGCAACAUCCUCUUUGGUUGGACAGUAGAUGGCAGCGCAUGCCAACGAGUGCUAUGCUUACAUCAUCGGCAGCAUCAGCAGCAGCAGCAGCAGGAGGAGGAGGAGCUCCUUCGAGUCUGAGUUUCUGCAACAGACAUGAACUGAGGAGGAACCAACAACCUGACACGAAACUAAAAAAUAUUUCUGCGGGUCGCUUAGGUCGAUGAUGCCCGGUUGAGAGGCGGCGGCGGCGGGUACCCGCAGGAGGAGCAGCAUGGCAUCGCCGCGCCACUACAGAGACGCUCCUCAUGACAUUGCCAAUGUGAUGCAGAGACUGCAAGACGAGCAGGAGUCUGUGCAGAAAAGGACGUUCACCAAAUGGAUCAAUUCCCACUUGGCAAAGCGUAUUCCGCCUCUAGUCGUGACGGAUCUGUUUGAGGAUAUCAAGGAUGGCGUGAAGCUGCUCGCCUUGCUGGAGGUGCUCUCUGGCCAAAAAUUGCCAUGUGAGCAGGGCAGGAAGCUAAAGCGAAUCCACUGGGUUGCAAACAUCGGCACGGCUCUCAACUUCCUCCAGGGUAGGAAGAUCAAACUGGUGAACAUCAACUCGACAGAUAUCGUAGACGGUCGACCGUCGAUCGUCUUGGGUUUGGUGUGGACUAUCAUCCUCUAUUUCCAGAUCGAGGAGCUGACCUGCAGUCUCCCACUAAUCCAAGCUCCGUCAGACAGCUCCUCCUCACUGAACGGGUCGGCUAGCGGAAGCGAGAACACCAGCCCGCCCGUCAAGAAGAAGCCUCUGCCACCCGUACACGGCGGCGUUAGAAAGGCCCUCCUCAGAUGGGUCCAACAGACAGCCACCAAGCGUCUGGGAAUCGAAGUGAAAGACUUUGGUCCCAGUUGGCGAAGUGGCUUAGCCUUCCUUGCCAUCAUCCACACCCUUCGGCCCAAUCUAGUAGACAUGGAGCACUCAAGAAGACACUCCAACCGAGAAAAUCUGCGAGAAGCUUUUCUGUUAGCCGAAACGCAGUUAGGCAUCGCACAACUUCUUGACCCUGAGGACGUGGACGUAGACAAGCCGGACGAGAAAUCCAUCAUGACUUACGUGGCCCAGUUCCUGAAGCGCCAUCCUGACGGAGAGCACGGUGCCUCAGAGGGACCAGCAGCAGAUGAAGAUGAGGAGGCGUCUAUCCCGCAGCAUGGCCGCGUCGCUCCUCGCGAUAUCGAGGAAAUGCUGGAGAGAGAGCAACGAAAGAGCCUGAGGGAGUUUAAAAUGUGGCUGGAGCAGCUGGAGAAAGACGCGCUACACGCCCAGGAGACUGAGGCCAAUCUCGCUCUGCGGUAUCAGUUAUUCAAGAGUCUUGGCGUACAGCUGGAGAUGCGGAGGAAGCAUAUGGAAGAUUCCUUAAAAUCCACGCAGAAGGACGGAAUGUUGACAGUAGAUCAGGCUCUGGUCAAACAAGCUUGGGAAAGGAUCUCCAACAGGCUCCUGGACUGGCAUCUGGUGCUGGACACGUCCCUUCCCGCUCCUUUGGACGCGCUCGGAGCCUGGCUGCAUCACACCGAAGGAGCCCUGCGACAAAAUGUCGAAAUCAGCGACGGGGCAGCCGUCGGCAAAGCCUUGGAACGACGCGAGGAGGUGUUGAAGAGCCUUGAGGGUCAUCAGCAGGUCUUCCAAAGGAUCCAUAAGGACAGAAGUAUCGAUGGCAUCUCUGUGCCACCUGAGCAGCUGCAAGACAUGGCCGAGAGGUUGAAUUUCAUCUCCACAUCUUGCAACAUCCAGCUGGCUCAGAUGGAAUUCCUGAAGCACAAACACAGCAUGGAGGCUUUUCUCACGCAGGCGGAAUCGAAGCUCAAAUCCUGGAUCGUCAAAUACGGCCGACAAGAAUCUGUGGAACAGAUGCUACGCGAUUAUGUCGUUUUUGUGGAGAAGCAGUAUUUUUUUGAAAGUUACAAGACCUUAUACCAGUCAUUGAAAAGAGCUGCGGAGGUUUACAUCAGCGCUGACAGCUCAGCUGAUGAAGGAGAGACGGGGGUCUCUCGGCAUGUGUGGGAUGUGGCGGCCCAGUGGAGGAGCCUGUCCAUGGAAGUGCGCAGCGUGAGGAGCAUGCUGGAGGAGGUGCUGUCCAACUGGGAUCGCUACGUUUCCACGGUGGCCUCUUUCCAAGCUUGGCUGGAGGACGCCGAGGGAGCCCUAAGACAGCCGGAAAACACAAAGCAGGAGUUCUUCAAGAAUCACAGCCACUGGAUGGAUCAGCACGCCGCCAUGAACGACGCGGGGAAUUUUCUUAUCGAGACGUGUGACGAGACAGUGUCGUUUGAGCUCAAGCAGCAGCUCCUACUUCUGAAUGGACGAUGGAGGGAGCUUUUCCUUAAAGUCAAGCAGCACGACCAAGUUGACCGAUUGGAAAAAGGGCGAAAAGACCAUUUAAAGGCAAUGUCGACUUUGACAGAACUUUUGGAUACAGCAGAAGCCAGGCUCAGUGCUCCAGUACAAGUGUCUUUCCUCGGUGUCCGAGCCUUUUUGCAAGACGUGGAGAAUACCAAGCAAAAGCUUGUCACCAUGGAGACGCAGUACAAGCUGGCCGGCCGCAGCGCUCAGCUCCUCGCCAAAGACGCACCGCACGACGAGUCCGCCGGGGUCAUCGCUACCAUAACGACCGCUAAGAGUCGCUUGAGUCUCGUGAGAGAGCGCUGCCCCGCCUUAGUAAAGGAAUGCCACGCCCUUCUGCCGUUGCUGGAGGAAAUGGAGAAACAAAUGUCUGUCUUCUAUCAAGCCCUGGAGCGCGCCCGUCGCAUUAGUGCCGCCGACCCACACACGCCCAGCCCGACACUGCUCGGCCACAAGUGGCAGGACUUUUUGAACCAGCAGCAGAGUUGCAAACGCUGUCUGGCGGUGAUCGAGAGGAACCACAACACGGUGCAGAGGGCACUCUCCAACAGCAAGGUGCUUCAAAACUUCGAGACCGGUUUGCUGCAGAAGAAACUGGCUGAAGUCCAAGGCUCGGCGCAGGAGAUCGCAGAGUGGAGGAGGCGGGAAGAAGCCAAUAAUUGUUUGAGGAGGAGGUUUGAGGAGUCCAGACAGGAUUUGGAGGCAGUGCUGAAGAGAGCUCAGGACUGCCUGGGAGAGUCGGGGGACGCCGAGGAAUUACUGAAGAAGCACACGGAUGUUUUCAGUCAACUGGACCAGCACGUGCUGAGCGUCUUCCUGAAGGCGUGUGACGAACUCACUGACAUCCUACCAGAAGAGGAGCAACGGGGGCUGCAAGAAACAGUCCGCAGACUACACAAACACUGGAAGGACAUCCAGGGCGAGGUACCGUCACACCUGCUGCGUCUGAAGGUAGAGGUGGAGCAGUAUCCAAUCGAUGUCGUCCUCCAAGAGUGCCGAUCAGAGCUGGACAGAGAACUCCACAUCUUGUCUGGCUCCUCUAGCAGCGAUCAUGUGAUCCAAGAGCACAGGAUGUUCUUCAGGGAACGCAAACCUCUGGCUGUGUGCGAGAAGCGGAUUAGGAACAUGGAGGAUCUGUGUCAAAAACUGCCAGACAACGACGCGGCUUAUCGAAGGCUGGAUGCCACCAGGAGGGCUGUGGAGGACGUCGCCGAGCGCAUCAGGAGCACCGGCGUCACACUGGAGCAGCAUCCUGAUAAGUGGAAGGAAUGGAAUGAUAGAUUUUGUGAGCUUUCCGACUGGCUUUCAUCUCAGAGGAGACACCUGAAGGAGACGGCAAGAACUUCCAGCCAUCAGGAGGAAGUUGACGCUGCUGCUCGAGCAUUGAGAGAAGCAGGAGACGCUCGAGAAGAGAGCCUCUUAUGGCUUAAGAGUCGUCUUUUGAGCCUGUCCGAUGUGAGCUCUGAAGUGGAGACACAAAGACAGCAAAGUGCCCUGAACAAACUCUCAGCCGACUUUAAGGAAUUGUUGUCCACACUUUGCCAGGAAUGCGGCGAAGGCUCCGGCGCAUUCCCGUUGGAGGAGCUCAGGGAAGAAGUGCGUGGCGCUCUGGAGGAGGUCCUGAGAGCUGGGAAGGAAACCGGAGAGCAGAUCAACCGGAUUCUGGAUGCUGAGGAUCUAAGAGAAGCCCAGGAACUCUUUUUUAUUCAUCAGCAACACUCAAAACAACUGCAGGCUCUCAGGAGGGAGGCAGAUCUUUUGGUGUCCCACUCCAAACAGAUCCAUUUGGGAGAGGCGCUUAGUCGCUCGGUACACGAGCUGGAGGAACGUGUCCGAGAAGCGGACUGCCAAUUCAGCGCUAGGGAGCGCAGCCUACAGGCCACCUUGAGCUCCUGGCGCAACUUUGAACGUGAGUGGGAAACACUUCAAGUGUCCAUUAGCGACAUCACCAUUGAUCUGCACAAAGAGUUUAUAUUCAACAACCUGGACAGCCUGAGGAGCGAACUGGACCACACCAAGGAGCUUUUCAUCAAGCUUGAGGACUGUUCCCUGAGAGCAGACGUCCUCCUGGAGGAGGCGGUUGAUCUUCAGCUCGGGCCGAAGAAUCAAAUUGCGGUUCUGCAUCAGGCCCAGUCCAGCAGGGAAGCAGUUGAGCAGAUUGAAGACCACCUCAAGAAGAAUGUUGUCCAUCUGGAGAGAACGUGCUCAUCGUGGGAGCGCUUUAACGAGCAAUCCGUGACGUUUUCCACGUGGAUCAAUGAAAAGCAGAGAGCGCUGGAUGCAAUCGGGCUCAACUCACCCUCCGAUUAUUUGGACGAACACAUCGGCAUUGUUGAGGUUGUGGCGGAAGGUUUAGAGGCGAGAAGAUCAUCGCUACUCCACAUGGAGAAGGACUACGAGGCACUGUCCAGGUUUAUCACCCCCGGAGAGUCCGGAUGUCUUCGGGAACGGGUCACCCAGAUGAGGCGUUCCUGGCAGGAACUGAUGGAGAAAACAAAGCAACUCACGGGGCAGCUCAACCAGAGCGCCUCCUAUAGGCAGAGGUGCAGCGACAACCUGGAGCAGUUUGAGAAAACUAUGAAUGAUCUCAAAGAGAAGCUUGAUACUCCUGUCACACUUUGCUCAUCAUCAUCACAAGCUUUCAAGAACUUACAAAGUCACAUGGAGGUGUGCCGGUCAGUGGAACAACUGAAGCCCGGACUGAUAGCUUUGUGUACAGCUGUGGAAGGCACCAAAUUGGAGCAUGAGGUACUCCUACUCCAGCAGCUCCGAGGAGAGUUACUGGGAAAGGCCAGUGAGAAACAAUCGGCAUUAGAGAGCUUUCUAACGCUGUGGAAAAGAUUUGAAAAGGAAUAUUUAUCCAUGAAAAGCUGGCUAGGUGCUUGCGAGUUUGCUUGCCGUCCGGCCGACGAGCUGCUCUGUGUAGACAAGGUGAAGCUCACGAUGGAGCUGCAACACAUCCAGGAGAUGCGGACUGAAACCCCUUCCAAUGACGCCCUACUUGAGGGUCUGUUAAAUAUCGUGUCGUGUCUCUACCCGUCUGCCCCCGAAGCUCGGGUCGGAGAGCUGAAUGACGAGCUCACCCAACUUCAGGAGCGAUACGCCUCACUGAAGAGCAAAAUGUCACGCAGACAUGAGCAGCUGGAGCGUCAGUUGUUGCAGCUGGAGCUUUUCAAUGACGCUCUUUUGACACUCAGCCAAAAGAGCCAACAUCUCCCAUCUGUCUUGAGAAGCUCUCUUCAGGUUGACGUUACUGAUCUCGAUGGUGCCUUCACGGAGCUCAAGGAGCAAGACUCUCAGUUGAAAGCUUACUCAUCACUAAGAAAGGCUCUCCAACAAAGAGAAUCAGCCCUACUUCCAUGCUCCAGCCCAGAAGCUCAGCAGAAGCUCCAAGCCUGGAGAGAAGAUUGCCUACAACCCUUCACAGAAAGUGAACAUCUACAGUUUCUCCGCAAAAAGUGCCUGAAUGAGUUAAAAACCUACCUGGAGAAGCGUGAAGCAGCGGUUGGGGGUGUCGGCCGUCUUCGCGAGGCUGUGGUGAGGAAAGGGAGCUGGGAUCCAUCCGAAACAGAUGAGCUCCACCGAGAGGUCACGAGGGAUGUGGCCCGCCUUGAGGCUGAGGCCAUAGCCUUGGAUGGGCAGCUGAGCAAAGCCCACCUUCACCUAGGCGGGAAAACCUCCUGCAGGGCUCAGGCUGCAGCCCUCAUCGAGUGCCUGGAGGAGGCGCGGAGCAGUCUGGGAUGGAGGCAGAGUGAAGCGGAAGCCCUCGGAGCUAUGUGGAGGUCCUUCAGGGGGAAGAAGGCGGAGGUAAUGAAGACUUUGGAGACGUUGCAGUGUAAAGCAAGACAGGAGGUGGUCAAAGAAUGCUCUGUGCAAGCAUUUCAAAACAGGCUGCGUUACUUGAGCCAGCUGGAGGAGGAGCUUCAGUCCCUCCAUAAGUCCCAACAGUGGUUAGAGGAGAAAGGAACCCAGCUGGCCCAGAAGGACACGGAGCGGACAGGGGAGGCCCUCAGAGACCUUGAUGUGGUCAAGGCUGCCUUGGAGUACGUCAAGACUCUCAUCACCAAAAGUCAGGAGCAGAGUCAACGGGCACUCGAUCUCCUGCGCCGAUACAACCACUUGAGGUUGAUCCUCGAUGCUUUGGUGGAGAAAGCCCGUGCGCUUGCUCACAACCUGCCCGAUCACAACCACAACGCUCAGGAAGCCACGAGGUCCUUCUCACUGCACGAGAAGCUGCUGGGUGAGCUCCGGGAAAAGCAAGAGGACAUGGACCAGCUCAUCACCGCGGUGGAGGAUCUGCAUCGAGAACUGGCUCGCUUUCCCGACUGUGACGCAAGCAUGGUUCACAGAGACGUGGAGGCGUUGAGGGCCCAGUGGUUAGAGGCGAGUAACAAGAAAUGUCCUAAAUAA
Molecule: messenger RNA, 6891 nt
Organism: Syngnathus typhle (broad-nosed pipefish)
Lineage: Eukaryota; Metazoa; Chordata; Actinopteri; Syngnathiformes; Syngnathidae
Product: nesprin-1-like
Exons: 43
Coding region: 370-6891 (2173 amino acids)
Biological process (GO): nuclear migration
Cellular component (GO): cytoplasm; meiotic nuclear membrane microtubule tethering complex; nuclear outer membrane
Molecular function (GO): actin filament binding
Source: RefSeq, a predicted model, not a curated record